AUGGACCACGGAUACAAGAAUAGUGGAAGAGGUGCCAGGUCGGAAAGAGAGACCAGGGCAAGUAAUGCAAUCGAGCUAAGAACUCAGAAGAGGGACGGAAUGCUUCAGAAAAAACGCACGCAUGCAUCUGUUGGUGAGGAAACCACAAGCAAAGUUAGUUUACUAGUUGAGCAAGUAAAUUCAAAAGAUCCAACUGAAAUAAUAAAGGGGGUGACAGAGUUUAGACGGUUGCUGAGUGCUGCAAGGUGUCCUCCUAUUGACACUGUGGUGAUGAACGGGCUGACUCCUAUUUUCACAAAGCUAAUGAACCCAGACAAUCCUUUAUACACCACCAUGGCAGAAGAACUUGCUGUGCGAAUUAUGCACGAGUCUGCGUGGGUGCUUACAAAUAUUGCAUCAGGGAAUACUGCACAGACUAUGGCGGUGGUUAAGUCGGGCGCCCUUCCAAAUUUGGUUAAGUUGUUGUACAUAGAUAACCUUCUUCUUCAGGACCAGGCAAUUUGGGGCAUCAGUAACAUAGCUGGUGACUGUGAAGAAGGAAGAGACCAUGCGAUUAAAGCGGAGGCAGUGGAUCCAAUGAUAUAUAUGAUAAAUAAGGAAAUGGACAAGGUCGAGAUCAAUAUUCCUCUGCUAAGGAACCUGUCCUGGGCUAUUAGUAACUUAAACCGAGGAAGAAAUCCUCCUCCGUUCAUUGGGCAUACUGAAAAGUGUCUUCCCGUGAUAAUUAAGCUUAUUUCCACCACAGACACAGACAUUAUAGUGGAUGCGUACUGGGCACUGAGUUACAUGUGUGAUGCAGGUGCUAAUCAGGCAAAUAUGGUUAUUUCAACAGGGAUUGUGGCAGAAUGUGCUGAGCAUCUGGCUGCGUACUAUAAAACAGCCAUGAAGGGGGAUACUAUGCAGUUGCACUUGAAAGAGCAAAUGCUUUCUCCUAUAAUAAGAAUAUUUGGAAACAUAGCAACGUACGAUGAUGAACAGACUGACUAUAUCCUGAGCCUCGGAAUUCUGGGCACAUUAAAGGGCCUGAUCAAUUUACCAUUUGAGAAUAAGAAGGCAUCUAGGAUAAAGAAGGAGAUUUGCUGGCUUAUUUCAAAUAUAACAGCAGGUACCCCAGAUGAGGUGGACGAGGUGAUAAAGCACGGAUUUUUAGAAAUACUCGUGAAUAUAAUGAAAACAGCCGACAGCCAAGUCCGUUCAGAAGCCUGCUGGGCCAUAUGCAAUGCAACGAUUCAAGUGGACAAGGGCAUAGCACAUGCAAAGGAAGUGGCAGAGGCUGGUGUAAUCCAAGGAUUUUCUUCUUUCCUUUCCUCUGUAGUGAAUGAUGCCAAACUUAUUUCUGUUAUUCUUGAUGCAAUUUUAAGUCUGCUAAACUGGGCAGAAAAAGAGUCUUUUGGAGGAGAAAACAUGAUUGCGGUUGAGAUUGAAAGUUGUGAGCUCUUGGGCUACAUUGAAGAAUUACAAUCUGCAAGUAAUUACGCCGUUGCUGCUGGAGCAGAAGCCAUUAUAAGAAGAUACUUUGAUGGACAAUAA
Nematocida parisii ERTm1 is the source of this 1530-nucleotide messenger RNA. RefSeq lists its product as uncharacterized. Gene Ontology annotation, cellular component: nucleus; cytoplasm. The coding region runs from base 1 to 1530 and encodes 509 amino acids. Gene Ontology annotation, biological process: NLS-bearing protein import into nucleus. The record is from RefSeq and is a predicted model, not a curated record. Gene Ontology annotation, molecular function: nuclear import signal receptor activity; protein binding. Lineage: Eukaryota; Fungi; Microsporidia. The transcript has a single exon.